Messenger RNA from Ceratina calcarata, 690 nucleotides. RefSeq lists its product as uncharacterized. Bases 1 to 690 code for a protein of 229 amino acids. The record is from RefSeq and is a predicted model, not a curated record. NCBI's taxonomy places the organism in Eukaryota, Metazoa, Arthropoda, Insecta, Hymenoptera, Apidae. The transcript has a single exon.
AUGACGGAUCAAGGCGAACCCGAGGAAAUCUGGGUAGAAGGUGUCAAACUCGAUGUGUACAUCGAAGAACACAAACGCCGAUGCCGUAGCAUCAUUAACGCGGUUGUAAAUGUGAAGAAGAAAGGCAGAGCGAGUUUCACAGUGGCUAAACUUCAGUCGAAACUCGAGGAAGUGAAAGAACAGUGGAAAGAGGCAUUGGAUCGACAUAAAAAAAUAAUUAGCAUUGUCGGCUUGUCGCAACGUGAUCGUUACGAUUAUUUCAAACGGCAGUACAUGGAUCAGCUCGAGGAAGUCGAGCGAGAAGUCGAAACGAGAGGAUUCCUAUGUCAUGAGCUAACGGAAUUGAUACCGGCUCCAUCGAUCGAGCAAAAGACUGCUACGCCUCCACUCUCUGCCCCGGUAACCGUCGUGGAACAAGCUCAACGGUUGCCAGAAAUAAAGAUCCCCCGUUUCAACGGUGAUCCGACGAAGUGGCUAAACUUCCGGGAUCUUUUUACAUCGCUGGUCACCAAACAUAGGAAGUUGACCGAUGCCCAGCGCUUGCAAUACUUGCAUUCGUCGCUGGAAGGAAACGCGCUACGAACUAUCUCGAACCUCGGUGAUGACUAUUUCCAGGUAGCGUGGAAUAUACUCGAGAAACGAUUCGCAAAACAGCGUGUACUAAUUAAAUCCCUGCUCGCUCCGUGGUAA